Perca flavescens (yellow perch) is the source of this 991-nucleotide messenger RNA. RefSeq names its product superoxide dismutase 2, mitochondrial (gene sod2). Gene Ontology annotation, biological process: superoxide metabolic process. NCBI's taxonomy places the organism in Eukaryota, Metazoa, Chordata, Actinopteri, Perciformes, Percidae. Gene Ontology annotation, molecular function: manganese ion binding; superoxide dismutase activity. Bases 105 to 782 code for a protein of 225 amino acids. The record is from RefSeq and is a predicted model, not a curated record. Gene Ontology annotation, cellular component: mitochondrion. The transcript is spliced from 5 exons.
CCCACAGGACGAUAAUGGUACGAUCGGCUGCACUGUCAAAUUUCAAGGGCAGUUGCAUGUGUGUCGGUGUCUGUCCCGUCUAACCUGCAAGUAAUACUUUCAGCAUGCUGUGCAGAGUUGGCCAAAUGCGCAGGUGUGCAGCCAGCCUCAGCCAAGCUAUAAACCAGGUAGCUGCAUCAAGACAGAAGCACACGCUCCCUGACCUGACCUAUGACUAUGGUGCCCUGGAGCCCCACAUCAAUGCAGAGAUAAUGCAGCUGCACCACAGCAAGCACCAUGCAACAUAUGUCAACAACCUCAAUGUUACAGAGGAGAAAUAUCAGGAGGCACUAGCAAAGGGAGAUGUGACCACACAGGUUGCCCUCCAGCCUGCUCUAAAGUUUAAUGGAGGAGGCCACAUUAACCACACUAUCUUCUGGACAAACCUCUCCCCAAAUGGUGGUGGCGAGCCACAGGGUGAGCUGAUGGAGGCCAUUAAGCUGGACUUUGGCUCCUUCCAGAAGAUGAAGGAGAAGAUGUCUGCUGCUACAGUGGCAGUGCAGGGAUCGGGCUGGGGCUGGCUAGGCUACGACAAGGAGAGUGGAAGACUCCGUAUCGCUGCUUGUGCUAACCAGGAUCCACUGCAUGGAACUACAGGUCUCAUCCCCCUCCUCGGUAUCGAUGUAUGGGAGCAUGCCUACUACCUUCAGUACAAAAAUGUGCGGCCGGACUAUGUUAAGGCUAUCUGGAAUGUCAUCAACUGGGAGAAUGUGAGCGAGCGUCUCCAGACAGCCAAAAAGUAGAACAUAAUCCUCAAAUAUUCCCUUUCACCCAGACCUGGACCUGGGUCAAAUAGUAGCUGCAAAUCAUUUUUCAUUUUACAUCGCUUGGAGUAUCUGAGUGGUGGCAUAUUCAGAUUUACAACAGUUUGGACUUUCAGAUGUUCAGCUGCAUCAACGUUAAGUUAACUUUAAAAUAUUUACACACACAAUAAAUAAAUAAAUAAAGUUCA